This is a messenger RNA of Penicillium cinerascens, 1758 nucleotides long. RefSeq lists its product as uncharacterized. The coding region runs from base 1 to 1758 and encodes 585 amino acids. The transcript has a single exon. NCBI's taxonomy places the organism in Eukaryota, Fungi, Ascomycota, Eurotiomycetes, Eurotiales, Aspergillaceae. The record is from RefSeq and is a predicted model, not a curated record.
AUGCUGCCUCAUCGGAAGCCCCUCGGUCGAAUACCGGUGCAUAUUCGACCGGUGUGUCCCCCACGGACCGCUGGUCCAAGCACUGUCCACCUGCGGCCGUUCACCAACCGUACGCGACUACUGCUCCUCUCUCAGCCAUCGGGCCGCCCACAACUUCCAUUCCUAUCACCACUAGCACCGACACGCCCACUCCCUCCUCUGUCAAGACAUCUGCGCCAGCACUUCAGACGACUCGUCUCAACCGAAAGCCAGUCCCACUUUAAGAAACGAUUCUCCCGCAUUUCCAAGCUCUCCGCAACCUUCUUCUGUAUGAUCGUUCUGUACCAAGUUAUCCAGCUCGGUAUCUACCAAGAAGACAUCGAGCAUCAAUGGCCCACACCCACAGAAUGGAUGUUGAAAUCUCGCUGGUGCCUGCGCACUGCGCAGGCCUUGCAGCACCCUGAAUACAUUGGCAAGCUGAUGACCGACUGGCCCAUGGUUCACGGCUUUUUGAAAGAGCUGGUAACUCGUCUAGAGAAUACAGAGGGUGAGGGCAAGGGCAUUCUCGAACAGGAUGAAGGUGGGAUUUUGGUCGAGGGUAUUGGUCGUACUGGACUCGACAUCUCGAUGAAGAGCGAGCCUUGGCGCCGUGGUUACUUCCAAGCUCUCAUGGGACUUGGCAAGGCUGCUGAGAACCUGGAUGGCUGGUUGACCGAUCGCAAACAGAGAAUCUCUGCCCCAGCGGAGUAUGUCGUUGGUCCAUCAAAUCCCCGGCCCAAGCCUGUCCCCGCGGGUGCGCAGGCACCCCAGGAAGAGGAUUGUGAAUUGGCAUCACCGCCUCCUGAGACCUUUUAUAUGAAGAUUUUGACGACAAAGGGCUUUGAUACGCGGCAGAAGCUCGAUGCUGCUCUUGCGUAUGCCGAUUGGCUCGAUUCCAAGCAAUUGGGCCUUACUGCCGGUGAUAUGUACACCUGGGCGCUGGACAUCGCCGCUGGAGGAUUGGAAGGCGAUGUCAGCAAGGUCAUUGAUCUCAAGACAGGAAUCUUAAAGAAUGGCCCGGAGCUGCCGUCUGAAAAUCUCAUUCGUGUAUCGACUGCCCUUGCUGUGCACCACGCCAAGCAGGGUAAUCUGCCAACUGCGCUUUCUCUCUUCACAUCUGUCCUGAAGGCCCGGCGCAAUCUGCCUUUCACCCCUGAUUCCCGUCUCCCUCCGCCCGUCCCCUCUUUCAAAGCAUCCAACGACAUCUUCUCUUCUUUCUUCAAAUCCCUCAAAACCGUCCUCGUCCCCGUGGAAUAUCCUGAACCUCUCCCUUCAGGCGAUGCGCCUCCUCUCCGCACAGCCAGUUCUGCCUGUGAUGAGGCAGGCCUGAUGACCUACAUCGGUGAAAUCAUCUAUGCCUCUUCAUCCCGCGAGCACGGUCUCGCCUGGACGCGCGACGCAGUCGAGAUGGCCGAGACAACAAUGCUGGACCGCAAGAACUCCGAAGACCAAGAAACCCGAACACGCUGCGCGCAGUGUCUUAAGGUUAGUCUUGAGAACUGGAAGGUCAUGGUGUCCACCCUCGUGAAACGUGCCAAGAAGGAGGAGCAAGAGAGCCUGGAAAAUGCAAAGAAGGCCUGGUACGGUGGCGAGAGUGCUGUUAAAGCCAAGACUGCUGAGCUGCGGCGCUGGCAGGCUGAAGAGGCUGUUCUCGAGGACCGCAUCCGUAGACUCUUCCCUCUGCUCGAGGGGGAAUCCGGAUUGGAUAACCUCGCUCCGAAUAGUUCUCUGUUCGUGUAA